AUGACUUCAACAAAAGAAAUUAUAUGAUUACAAUAGAAAAUGGGCAUUUGAAGGGUGUCAAGGACACAUGCGCAGAACAGCUGAACACGUGCGGUUGGGCACGGGAUGCUUCCAUUCAUAUGGUUGAAAACACAUUUUGACGUUUCAUAGGGAUUCUCCAGAAACCAUGAUUCCGGAACAACAUACUGAAAUGGUUUGUUUACAGAUAAAUACCGAAGAAGAUGGCACGUAAUAAGAAAAUUCGGCGGAGCGUUGGAUUACGCAAGACACCCAGAAAAUCAGUUGGGCGAGUCUCCAAGGGCAAAAAACCUAGACUACCGGAGUACAAAAAAGUUAACCGUCAUAAGGACACAUCACGCGAGCAGUUUAUGGUCAAACGACAAAAACGGUUACGCAGAGCUCUCAUGAACGAGCAGCGAGAAAAGGAAAACAAUCAUCGGUCACCGCAACGGCCAAAGAUUCUGCAUCCUCCGAAUCCCCCGCCAUCCGGUGGACCAUCAGGCUCUUCGUUGUCUGCGCGGAGAUCUGCACGCCAUAAACGAGCUGGAAGCUUGAAGAAACAAACAAUUACCGAUACCGAUACUAUAGUGAUCGAUUCGGAAGAUGACAGCCGUACACAAUCGCCCGUGCCGCUAUUCUACGUUGAUACCAAGGGAGGAUUCAACGAUAGGGAAGUUCCUAAGUAUUGUGUGAAUGAGGAAGAUGAUGGUCAGAGUGUUUCACUGCUUGAAAGUGUGCUGGAAGACGGUGAGAUCAGGGAUGAUUCCUGUGUGCUCAGUCUUCUGAAUGAAAGAAUCAAUGAAGAAGAAAUACCCAUCUCCGACGACGACGACGACGAUGACGACGACGACGACGAUGAUGAUGACGAUGAUGACCUCAUCCACGGUAACAAGGUUCAGAAGCCCAAACAGAUUGAUCCCGGAGAUAGUUCGGUUAUUUUCUGUUCCGAGGUGAUUGAUCUGGAUCGAGAAGAUGACCGAAAGGAACCGGCGUUGGAUUUUAUUCCGAUUGGGUUUGAUGUUGGAGGCUGGGAACGUCAGAGACGACCGCAGAAGAAAGAAGGUCAAAAACCAGCCAAAGAGAAUAAACCGAGUUCGAAGUCAACCGGAACAAACAAAGCUGGCGUCAAACGAAUGGUUAUCAUCGAUGGAAACAAUGUAGCGUUUGCGCAUACUUGUGGGCAGGCGUUCUCUGUUAAGGGUUUGGAAAUUUGCAUCCGAUAUUUCAAGAAACUGGGCCACGAAGUGAGCGCAGUUGUGCCACAGUUCAGACUGAAAAAAGAUAAAAGCACCGAUCAGAAGUUGCUGGAGGAGUUGUACAAAAACGGGGAUGUCCUGCUAGCACCGAGCAAGAAUCUUCCCGGUCAACGGUCCUCGUCGUAUGACGACCGACUAAUUAUUUCGGUGGCGGAGAAAUUCGAUGGCGUUAUCAUUUCCAACGAUAACUUCCGGGACCUGCUGACUGAGAAUGAUUCCUGGAAAAAGAUUAUCGAGACACGGGUAGUCGGGUACACGUGGGCGAAGGAUGCCUUUUUCUUACCGGAUGACCCGUACGGCCGUCACGGUCCUAAACUGAAGGAUUUAUUGGAGCAAGCAGCCACGACAAAAUGAUUUUGAGUUGUUUUUUUUUCUUCUAAAAAUUACGUUUUAUUUACAACAAAAAUACAAAAAAUAAAAUGAAAUCGAAAAGCUUA
Malaya genurostris is the source of this 1693-nucleotide messenger RNA. RefSeq lists its product as uncharacterized. The coding region runs from base 222 to 1610 and encodes 462 amino acids. Gene Ontology annotation, molecular function: RNA endonuclease activity; mRNA binding. The transcript has 5 exons. Gene Ontology annotation, cellular component: cytoplasmic ribonucleoprotein granule; nucleus. NCBI's taxonomy places the organism in Eukaryota, Metazoa, Arthropoda, Insecta, Diptera, Culicidae. The record is from RefSeq and is a predicted model, not a curated record.